This is a messenger RNA of Lindgomyces ingoldianus, 1662 nucleotides long. RefSeq lists its product as uncharacterized. The transcript has 3 exons. NCBI's taxonomy places the organism in Eukaryota, Fungi, Ascomycota, Dothideomycetes, Pleosporales, Lindgomycetaceae. The coding region runs from base 316 to 1662 and encodes 448 amino acids. The record is from RefSeq and is a predicted model, not a curated record.
CGCGGAGACUGGCCCGCGUCUAGAAAACCUAUCGUCAAAUAUCCCCCCUACUGCGAGUGGCUGUAUUGCGCUCCGAGACUGCCCAUUGGCUUCUUCUCGCUCUACUUGCCAUUCGCCACCCAUCAGCCAGCAGCAAACACAUAUAUUCACCUCUCUUCUCCGUCCCCAUCGCUUCUCGUCCAACCCACCACGUUAAGGCGCAGCUUCCCCGGCAAACCCCAACCACGCUACUCUCGUUUCAUCACUGUGAGACCUUUGUCAUUCCUUCCUUCUAUUCUCGCUCGUGCUUCCCUUCCUGUCCCCCAUUUUCCUAUCAUGGUCUACUCUCUCUCUUACCGUCGCCCUUCGCACGUCUCCUCCCGCGAGUCUCUCUCCGGCCAAGAGAAACAGAAGUCAAUCAAUGAAUCGGUCAACUCUGGAAGUAGCGGAAUGUCCCACGGAAUUCCUGAAGCUCUUUCCUUUGACCGCAUCAUUGCCGGGGGUGUUUGUCCCCCGUGCACGGUCCGGGAUUUUAUGAACUACCUCAAAUACAUUGAGCUUUCAGCGGAGAAUCUUCAGUUCUUUCUAUGGUACCGCGACUAUUGCAAACGAUUCAGCGAGGUCCCAGAGUCUGAGAAAGCUCUCUCACCAGAAUGGACGGGCGAGCAUGUCGAGUCUGAGGCUCAAACCCGACCCAAGCGCCUCGGCGCAGAGGCUGCCUCUAUCUUCAAGGGCACCGACUUCGUCAGCGAGCCUCGAGUUGCCGAAGUAGAGAAAUCUAAUCCUUUCUUCACGCCGCCCCGAACGCCAAAUAGCGACUCGGCCGAGGGCAAGAGGGAUGGAAACUCACUGGAUUCAUAUGAUGAGAGCCUGACUUCCGGCGGGAAGAUAAACCACACUCAACGUGCUUCUGGUGCGUUUCAGAGUGUGGGGCUCAAAUGGAAGCCUCUAUCUGUUCAACCAUAUCGAGAAGAAAUCGCCCGCAUCAUCUCCAUCUAUGUCGCGGAUGGUGGUACUCGUGAAUUAAAUCUCUCGUCCAAGGAACGUAGUGCCUUGCUUCAUGCGCUUCAGAAUACCACUCAUCCAUCCGCCUUCCACAAUGUCAUCACUACAGUCGAAUGGUCUCUGCGAUGCCAGGCUCAUCCCAAUUUCAUUCGCUGGACUAUUUGCAACGGCAACAAGCCUCGUGUCAUCUUCGCUCGUGGUCUUGGUGUUGGCGGAAUUGUUGGGGGUAUAAUAGCUGCUAUUAUCAUUACUCUCAGCAGUGCGAGUCGCGCCUGGCGUGUCCUUUCUAUGAUUGGUUUCUUCAUCGGCAUUUCCACCCUUAUCGCCGCCUGGAAAGGCAUGUGCGUCGUUCUUCACGGAAUGCACCACCGCCAUCUCCGCCCAUGGGAGCUGUUUGCUUCUGACGACGAGCCCGCUGGGUACGACAUGAAGAGUGACUCGUAUGACAGCCUGUCCUCUCAUGCCUCAAGCAAUAGCUGGGAAGACGAACCAUGGGUUGCGAAGUACGAGAAACGCAACGUCGUCCGCAAGGUUUUCGAUCGUGAGGUGUGGAUUCAAGAACCUGCUCUUCGCCAGAUCCAGGAUACCAUCUUCCUUCAAGCCAUCAUUGGAGCGCUGGUUCUUUCGAUCACCCUCGUAGGCAUCUUCUGCGCAUUCCCCAAGGGCAACUAUUUCUAA